Elgaria multicarinata webbii is the source of this 1548-nucleotide messenger RNA. It is a transcript of the gene PAQR8, whose product is annotated as progestin and adipoQ receptor family member 8. The coding region runs from base 10 to 1071 and encodes 353 amino acids. Gene Ontology annotation, cellular component: plasma membrane. Gene Ontology annotation, molecular function: steroid binding; nuclear steroid receptor activity. Gene Ontology annotation, biological process: response to steroid hormone. The record is from RefSeq and is a predicted model, not a curated record. NCBI's taxonomy places the organism in Eukaryota, Metazoa, Chordata, Lepidosauria, Squamata, Anguidae. The transcript has a single exon.
ACACUUGGCAUGAUGACGGCCAUCCUAGAACGGAUCAGCACCUUGUCUAUCAGUGGACAACAACUCCGCCGGCUCCCUAAACUCCUAGAAGAAGGCUUCCCUAAGAUGCCUUCUACCGUCAAAGAAUCUGAUGUGCCCCAGCUUUUUCGGGAGCCAUAUAUCCAAACAGGGUAUCGGCCCACAGGUCAGGGUUGGCGCUAUUAUUUCCUCAGUCUCUUCCAGAAACACAAUGAAGUUGUUAAUGUUUGGACCCACCUGCUGGCAGCCUUGGCUGUAGUGCUGAGGUUUAAUGUUUUGGCUGAAGCAGAGGAGCUGUCUUUGGAGGUCCAUACUUUGCCGCUCUUCAUCUUCGUUCUCUCCUCUGUAACAUACCUAACAUGCAGCCUCUUAGCUCACCUCUUACAGUCCAAAUCGGAGAUGUCACACUACACCUUCUACUUUGUGGACUACGUUGGGGUCAGCAUAUAUCAGUAUGGAAGUGCCCUGGCUCAUUUCUAUUACAGCUCCGAUCAGGCCUGGUAUGACAAGUUCUGGCUUUUCUUCCUGCCAGCAGCUGCUUUCUGUGGAUGGCUGUCCUGCGCUGGCUGCUGCUAUGCCAAGUACCGUUACCGGCGCCCUUACCCUGUCAUGAGGAAAGUGUGUCAGGUGAUUCCAGCAGGGUUGGCGUUCAUUUUGGACAUCAGUCCUGUGGCACACCGUGUUAUCAUGUGCCAUCUUGAAGGCUGUGAGGAGAUGGCUGCUUGGUACCACACUUUCCAGAUACUUUUCUUCCUGGUCAGUGCUUAUUUCUUCUCCUGCCCAGUCCCUGAGAAAUAUUUCCCAGGCUCCUGUGAUAUCGUUGGUCACGCCCACCAGAUUUUCCACACAUUUCUAGCCAUCUGCACACUCUCACAACUGGAAGCCAUCUUCUUGGAUUACAAGAACAGGCAAGAUAUUUUCCUCAAGAGGCAUGGAUCCCUCUCCAUCAUCCUGUCCUGUGGCUCCUUCUUUGGCCUGGUGGCAUGCAGUGCUGUCACAGCACACCUCUUGCAGCGCAAGAUCAAAGUGGAGUUGGCUGUAAAGGAAUCCUGAGAGAUUGCCAGGGGGACAAGGCUGAGUUUCGGUCUGCUUAAAGAAAACCAGCAAAAGAGAACGGCAUCUAAAUACUGUAUAUAAGUAAAUUAACAAAAUGGUUUGCCUCUAAAUUAUAACCAAGGAGCUGAUUGAAGGCUGGAACUAUAUAUUUUAUUUUAAACUGCCUUUAGUCCUAAACACUUUUUUUUAAAAAAAAAUUUUUUUACUAAGUGUACCUGUUGCUGGGCAAAGGGCAUUUAGGACACCUAACUGAAAGUUUUUUUAGGCAGAUUUUUCUAAAUAUUAUUACUCUAAGUUACACACCGAAAUAUAUGUGAUAGAGAAAAGGGGACUAAGGAAAAGUUUGAAAGGGGAGAGGAAGUAACAUGGAAUCACUCAUUUACAAAGGCCAAGCUCUCGCUGAACUGUUGAACCUGUGCCUGUAUUGUACUCCUUCAAAAUGCAGAGUGGCGUUCACAUAACUGAAUACCAGAA